Molecule: messenger RNA, 5413 nt
Organism: Mobula hypostoma (lesser devil ray)
Lineage: Eukaryota; Metazoa; Chordata; Chondrichthyes; Myliobatiformes; Myliobatidae
Product: NACHT, LRR and PYD domains-containing protein 3-like
Exons: 12
Coding region: 79-3159 (1026 amino acids)
Cellular component (GO): cytoplasm
Molecular function (GO): protein binding
Source: RefSeq, a predicted model, not a curated record
CUGCCUGCAGGUGGGGUAUUCUUCCGCACGGACCGAACACAAGAAGACACCGAUCAGCCAUCGUCAGUCAGAGUCAGAAUGGACACAGAUCGGAACUCUGCAUUUUCCGCUUUCCUGACAAAUUGUGACGAUCGCCAACUGUUCCAGUUGACGAUAUUCUACCGGGCCAGACUUGAGCCGUCAAUCGAGGAGGGCGUGAGAGCACUCGGCCUCAUGUUAACACGCGAGGAUCACUUCACAGGGCUGGAGUAUGAUAUCGUGACUGAGCUGGCGGAGGAGGGAAACCGAGCGGGUGCUUCGAAACUCCUCCUGAAUCUGGUGAUGGAGAAGGGCUCCGGGGCCCUGAGGGUGAUGUGGGAAUCCUUUGUGAAAAUACAUCACACGUUACCGAAGCUGAGCGGAAUACUGGAGGAAAUACGGGAACGUGGUGACGGCCAGUUCGCCUUCAUGGACACUGAGCUGGGUUUAUCUGAAGUUUCCAAGCAUCUGAAAGAUCGGAACUCUGCAUUCUCUGCCUUCCUGUCAAAGUGUGACGAUCGGCAACUGUUCCAGUUGACGAUAUUCUACCGGGCCAGACUUGAGCAGUCAAUCGAGGAGGGCGUGGGGGCACUAGGCCUCAUGUUAACACGCGAGGAUCACUUCACAGGGCGGGAGUCUGUCAGAGUGACUGAGCUGGUGCACAAGGGAAUGGGAGCGGUCGCUUCCAAACUCCUCCUGGAUCUGGUGAUGGAGAAGGGCUUCGGGGCCCAGAAAGUGAUGUGGGAAUCGUUUGUGAAACUACAUCACAGAUUACCGGAGCUGAGCGGAAUACUGGAGGAAAUACGGGAACGUGGUGACGGCCAGUUCGCCUACAUGGACACUGAGCGGGGUUUAUCUGAAGUUCCCAAGCAUCCGAAAGAUGUUCAGCGGAUACACAAGGAGACUCUGCGGGCACAAACGGAAACACUGAGAGUGGACACGAUCCUGAUGAGGGAGAAGGUGAAGGUUUUCCAGCUGGUUGAUCGAUACGCUGAGCUCACGGUCAUUUCUACUGUUCGAGAUCGGAGACUGGUGGAACAUGAGCUGCUGGCAAGAGGCAGAGACCACGAGGAGUGCAGAGAGAAACAUCUCCGCGGAGAGCUGGAGAAAAUCAGCACAGAACAACUGUUUCGGAGAAAUUACUCACAUAGCUUACGGGGCCAAAAGUUUCUGAGAUGUUCGGCAACUGUGGCCGGAGUCCCAGGGAUAGGGAAAACAACAAUGGUACAAAAAAUUGUUUAUGACUGGGCCACGGGAAAAAUAUAUCAACAAUUUCAGUUUGUCUUCAGUUUCAAGUUCCGGGAUUUAAACACCAUUAACCGCAGAAUAAGCCUGACGGAACUGAUUCUGGAUCAGUAUCCAUACUUUGGGAAUAUCCUGAGAGAGGUCUGGAAGAACCCAGAAGGAUUGCUGUUUAUAUUCGAUGGUUUGGAUGAAUUCAAACACAACAUCGAUUUUGCUGACAGUCGGAGAGAUACAGAACCCAAGCACCAGUGCCCAGAUCCUGAGUGGUGGUGUGAAGUGUCUGACAUUGUGUACAGUUUAAUCCAGGGCAAGCUGCUCCCAGGGUGUUCAGUGCUGGUGACCACCCGUCCCACUGCGUUACAUCUAUUGGAAAAGGCUGAGAUCGGUGUCUGGGCUGAAAUCCUGGGAUUUGUUGGUGAGGAACGGAAGGAAUAUUUCAUCAGGCAUUUUGAAGGUCAGACGGUGGCAGCAGCUGUUUUCAAACAUGUGAAGGAGAACGAGAUCCUGUACACCAUGAGCUACAACCCCUCCUACUGCUGGAUCCUCGCUCUGGCACUGGGCCCCUUCUUCACACAAAGAGUCAGGGACCCGAAGCGAGUUCCCAAGACCAUCACCCAGCUAUAUUCCUACUAUAUUUACAAUAUCCUGAAAAACCACGGCCGUGAGAUUGAGAACCCCCGUGAUGUGUUACUCAGAGUUGGUCAGAUGGCCCUCAAAGGCGUGUCCGAGAGGAAGAUUGUGUUUACAGAUGGAGAUUUGAUCAACCACGAUCUGCAGCCUUCCCAGUUCCUGUCCGGGUUCCUGAUGGAGCUUUUGGAGAGAGAGGAUUCUGCCCGGUGUGUAGUGUACACAUUCCCACACCUCACCAUCCAGGAGUUUGUAGCUGCAGUCGCACAAUUCCUGAUCCCAGAUGGCAGAGAUAUCCUGAAGUUCCUCGCUGAAGCCCACAACACCACAGAUGGGCGAUUUGAGGUAUUUCUCCGUUUUGUUGCUGGUCUCUCCAACCCAAUGACAGCUCGGGGCCUGGAAGAAUUUCUGGGUCCAUUUCCUCGUCAAACAACCUGCCGGGUGAUUGACUGGGUGAAGGAGGAGGUUAAACGUCAGAGUGGAAACACAUGGAGUGAAGCUGGUAAAAGGAGCCUCCUGAAAACUUUGCACUACCUGUUUGAGUCUCAGAAUAGUGGACUGGCUCAGGCCGCACUGGGAUCUGUGGAAACACUUUCAUUCGGUGGAAUGACACUGACCCCGAUUGACUGCGCGGUCCUGUCUCAUGUCAUCGGACUCUGUGAUACAAUAAAACACCUCGACCUGGAGAGCUGCCACAUUCAGUGUGAAGGAAUCCAGCGGCUGGGACCCGGACUGCACAAGUGCCAGGAGUUGGGCCUUGGGGAGAAUGAACUGGGGAAUUCAGGAGUGAAACUGGUGUCUGCGGCUCUGAGGAACCCGGAGUGUAAAAUACAGAAACUGUGGCUGAGGAAGGUCGGUCUCACAGAUUUCGGUGCCGAGGAUCUCGGCUCCGCUCUCAGUACAAGCCGAUCGUUGACGGAGGUGAAGCUGAGUCAUAAUGUACUGGGAGAUUCAGGAGUGAAACUUAUGUCUGCGUUUCUGAAGAACCCAGUGUGUAAAAUACAGAAACUGUGGCUGAACAAUGUCGGUCUCACAGAUUCUGGUGCCGAGGAUCUCGUCUCCGCUCUCAGUACAAACCCAUCACUGACGAUGCUGAACCUGGAAUCAAACUUGCUCACAGACCGAUCUGUCCCCGCUCUCCGCCGCCUCAUACUGACCCUCCCGAGUCUGGAGUGGAUCUGGUUAAUGGAGAAUCUAUUCAGCGCGACCGGGGGGAAGGAACUGAGAUCUCUGCAGGAACCUAAACCCGGACUGAAAGUGGCAGUGUGAACAUCUGUAUAUGUGAACAUCCCCCGCUCGCGGGAUGGGGACAGUUUGUCUGAUUUCCUGCCCUCCCCUUUAAUUGCCGCUCUCCAGGUUUAAUUCCCAAUGGCUCACGACGAGCACUCAUCCACAUAAUUCCGCCUCUUGUCCAGCAGCGCUGCCUCCGCGGGUGCCCGGAUCCAGUUUUCUGCAGGUGGACCAUAAGGUGUUACACCAGUGAACUGGGCAGUGAUUAUACUGGGAGAGAAUGAUUUUACUCACUUUGAUAUGGACAAUACAUACAGAAGUCUGGCAGAUAUAAUUAUGCUAAAUUGGCAUAUACCUCCGUUGUGACCCUAAAUCUGCAGGGAUCUCUCCCACUACAAUAAAGUGUAAUUAUAUGAUCAUCCGUAGUCCGUUUUCUGUCUCACUCUCUGUUCCUCUCUCUCUUCUCUCUCUCUCUCUCUCUCUCUCUCUCUCUCUCUCUCUCUCUGCUCUCUGUCCUCUACUCUCUCCUUCUCUCUGUCCUAUUCUCUCUCUAUCUCCCAUAUUCUGUUUCCCUCUCUGUCUUACCCCUCUGUCUCCGUCGCUUCCCUUUCUCGUCCUCUUUCUCACUUCACUAUCUCUUCUGCCGCCUGUACCCUACUCCCACCCCCUUUCAUUCCAUAUCGGACUCUACUUUCCCCACCCUGUCUUCCCCCAAUCGGUGUUCUCUCGCCUCUCCGCCUGCCCCUCCCCCUUCAGCGCUGCCAGCCCUCCCCCAUAACCACCCCUCUGCUCCGCUCACCCCAUCCCCCCAUCUAUUCGAGUGCACUGGUCCUUUGCGAUUCUGUCCACCCAGACCUCGCCUCAUUUCGUUGCUCACGGCUCUCCUGACAAUCAGCAUGAUCGAGGGAGGUGGGACUUGCCCAGUGGAUAAACAUGCUGGGGUGGAAAGAUCAGCCUGGUCUGGGGAAAUGUGACAGGAGUCUCGAAGUGGCCGAAUUUCCUGAUUCCUGCCCAUCGUCCCCGCUAUGGAGAGCGUGGUAACCUGUCUAAAUCAUGAACGCCCGGUGGCACUUACAGUACAUCCACAGUGAUGAAGUGUUCUCAGAGGCUGGUGCUGAAGCUUAUCAGCUCCUGCCUGAAUGACGACCUGGAUCCGCUCCAUUUAGCAUAUCAGACAACAGGUCUACGGGGAAGCUGAGUCCUUCGCUCUUCACGUAACACUGGCACAUCUGGACAGCAAAGAUGCAUUCAUCAGGAUGCAGUUUACUGGUUAUAGCUCGACAUUUAAUCCCACCAUUCACUGAAAACUAAUCAGUAAACUCAGAGACCUGGGUCUCAGUGCCGCUUUGUGUAACUGGAUCCUGAAUUUCCUUACUUGUAACCCCACUCAGUUCAGAUUGGCAAACACAUCACCUCCACAAUCUCCAUCACCACAGGAGUACUACAGGGAUGUGUGCUUAGCCCCAUUAGCCUCAUUUUACACCGAUGACUGUGUGGCUAGGUACAGCACCAACACCAUAAACCAGUUUUCUGACGACACCACUCUUGUGGGCUGUAUCAAAGAGGGUGAUGAAUCAGCAUACAGGAGGAAGAUUGAAAACUUGGAUGAUUGGCGUAAUAACAACUAUUUCUCACUCAAUGUCAAUGAGACCAAAGGACUGAUUGCUGAAUUCGGGAGGGGGAAAUCGUAGGUCCAUGAGCCAGUAAUCAUCAGAGUAUCAGAGGUGGAUCCGGCCAGUAUCUUUAUAUUCCUGGGUGUCACUAACUCAGAGGACCUUCCUUGACCCAAAGUGCAAAGAGCGCAUGACAGCGCCUCUACUUCGCCAGGAGUCUACGGAGGUUCGGCAUGUCGUUAAAAAUCCUUGGCAAAUUUCUAUACAUGUAUGGUGGAAAGUGUGUUGUGUGGCUGCGUUACGGCCUGGUGUGGGGACACCAAUGCCUUUGAGUGGAAAAUCUUAUGCCCAACACCUCACGAGUAAAGCGUAUCUAAAUGAAACUUUCCGCAUAAAAGCAGCAUCCAUCGUCAAAUAUCCUCAACCCACUGGCCGCGCUCCUUUCUCGCCGCCGCCCUCAGGUAGAGGUUACUAGUGCCUCAGCACUCACAUCACUAGGUUCAAGGACAAUUACUACCCCUCAGUCAUCAGGCACCUGUACAAAAGGAGAUAUCUAUACUUAGUAAAGAACUCAUUAAAGAACUCUUAUUUGUUUAUAUUGUUAUUUCAUUCUCAUUUGUUAUUGCUAUUUAUUUACACAGGCAUUUUCACAGUGUGUUUAGCGUUUACUGUUCCUUAUC